Molecule: messenger RNA, 1951 nt
Organism: Austrofundulus limnaeus
Lineage: Eukaryota; Metazoa; Chordata; Actinopteri; Cyprinodontiformes; Rivulidae
Product: zinc finger protein 26
Exons: 2
Coding region: 118-1266 (382 amino acids)
Biological process (GO): regulation of DNA-templated transcription
Molecular function (GO): RNA polymerase II cis-regulatory region sequence-specific DNA binding; DNA-binding transcription factor activity, RNA polymerase II-specific
Source: RefSeq, a predicted model, not a curated record
UUUCAGGACGUAAACUGUCGUAAAAAGUCAACAAAGAAGAGCUCCCGUAGCUGCUUUGUUAAACAUCUUCUCGCUGUAAUUUUAUUUAGGUCCUUGUUCGUUGUAACUCUUGGGAAAAUGACUCCGUUGCUUCUCAGGGCUUUUGUAAACGAUCGACUGACAACUGUGGUCGAGGAAAUAUUUCAGGUUUUCGAACAAACGUUAGCAAAAUACGAAGAGGAAGCGUCCAACUCGAAGCAGGAGGUCGAGCGGCUUAAAGGUCUGCUGCAGGAGCUGGAAAAUCAGAGGACAGACAUUUCUCAGUCAUCCUCCUGUAAAGAUGAAACUCGUGAGCAGGAAUCAACCUUCGGCAGCAUGGAGCAAGAUGAACCGGAGCUUCGGAUCAUUAAACAGGAAGAUCAUGAGGUCUGGGCCUCUGAUCAGCAGGAACAGGAACAGGCAGGAGAGAAUGCCGAUGGUUUUUAUCCACCUUAUUCUUCCGUCUGGGAGGAGAACGAGCAGGAAGACGCAAACCAAUCGGUGCAACCUCGGAUACGAAAGUGUGAACCAGACGACGGGUUUCAGGAGAUGCGUGGCGAAAACAGCAGAGCGUUCAGCCCACCGCCCGCCGCAACUCUACCUUCACAAAAUAAAGCUGCAGGUUUUCCAUCACCCCAACCAGAACAAGGUCAAACAUCGUUCCUGCUCUCCAGAGACUCCACUCAUCCAUCGCAGUUUAACAUAACUGGACCCGACUAUCCUUGCCAUUUGUGUCCCGAGAAGUUUUCCUCCAGUCACCGCUUGAUAAAUCACGCUCUUCACGGUCAUUCGAGAGACGUCAGCAUCAUGUGCGCCGUGUGCGGGAGGACCGUCGGGUCCUCCGAGAGUCUCGACUUGCACCUGAAGUCCCACAAGAACUCAAAGUGUUGCCUCAUGUGCGGCAAACAGUGCAAGAACAAGACAGCCCUGACGGAGCACAUGGCCAGCCACGCGGGGCUGAAGCUGCACCGCUGCCACGUGUGCGGCAAGGAGUGCAGCCGCAAGGGGGACCUGAAGAUCCACAUGAGGAUCCACACGGGCGAGAAGCCCUUCUGCUGCUCUUUGUGCUGCAAAAGCUUCACUCACAGCGGACACCUGAAGAAGCACAUCAGAAGCCACUUGGGAGAGAGACCGCACAGGUGCGACAUCUGCGGGAGGGCGUUCCUGCAGCGCGCACACCUCAAAUCCCACUUAGGUACUCACGCGCUCAGAAGCACCGAUGGACCAACGUUCAAUCAACAGAACUGAUAUUCUGGGGCUAUAUUUAUGUUUUUACAAAAGUUUUUCCAAGAUUUGUUUCAUUUUAACCAGAAAAAUGUGUUUAAAUAUUUUUCUUUAACACAGAAUUAUCCAUUGUAUUUGUUUAAAUGGAAACAAAAUAUAGUUUAUUUCUUAAACUGGUUCAAACCAAAUUAACCAGUGAACAGAACAGAUUAUAUUUUAUUUAGGACUACUGUAUUAGUAACCACUGUGUGUAGAAAUAAGAUCUAGUCUUUGGAAGUCAUAAAUGCACUACAAAACCUUUUUCAGGCUAUCUGCCUUUAUUACAUAAAAACAUUUGAUUUAUAAUAACAUUUCAACCAUAUACUUUCACAAUCUGUGUUUGAAAAUAUCUUUAUUAAAGCAAAAAGUUACUUUCAGAGUUUGUUUAAGCAUUUGCAAACURCCAGACAGAGUAAAUCUGAGAGUUGUUAAUAACAUUACUAUCCCUGUUUACAUAAUUCCCAUGGGGUUUUAUUUAUAAUCCUGGYCAAUUCAGUUUAUUUACAUAGCGCCAAGUCACAACAACUGUUGUCUMAGGGCACUGUGCACAAAAAACAAAACAAAAAAAUUUUUUUGACAUUGGUGAAAAAUCUUGAGUAGUUGUAAAGAAAAAAAACUAUUAUAUUUUUUACAUAGAAAACAAUAAAUGGCAUUUCUUCCACAUAAAAAA